Dromiciops gliroides (monito del monte) is the source of this 2566-nucleotide messenger RNA. It is a transcript of the gene MPEG1, whose product is annotated as macrophage expressed 1. The transcript has a single exon. NCBI's taxonomy places the organism in Eukaryota, Metazoa, Chordata, Mammalia, Microbiotheria, Microbiotheriidae. Bases 34 to 2214 code for a protein of 726 amino acids. Gene Ontology annotation, biological process: defense response to bacterium. The record is from RefSeq and is a predicted model, not a curated record.
AGAGCACUUUGUGUGUCGUGGAUUGUUGGAAUCAUGAACUGCUUGGGAAGUGUCCUUCUCUUCUGGACAGUCGUUUUGUGGGGAGAAGGGAAAGAUGCCCCUCUGGGGAAUCCCCCUGAAGUUGGAUUUCAAAAAUGCAAGAAAUCCUUGAACGUCUCAGUUCUGGAAGUAUUACCUGGUGGGGGCUGGGAUAAUCUGAGGAAUGUGGACAUGGGGAGGGUGCUGCAAUUGCAAUACAACAAUUGUCGGACCACAGAAGAUGGACAGUACAUCAUCCCAGAUGAAAUCCUGACAAUUCCCCAGAAGCAGAGUAACUUGGAGCUGAAUUCUGAAAUCAUUGAAUCCUGGGUGAAUUACCAAAGUACCACCUCCUCCUCCAUCAACACAGAGGUCUCCCUCUUCUCCAUGGCCAAUGGCAAGUUCUCCACUGAAUUCCAGAGAAUGAAGACCCAUCAGGUGAAGGAACAAGCUGUUACCACCAGGGUCCAGGUGAGAAACUUGGUCUAUACAGCCAAAGUCAAUCCUAUUUCACUAUUAAGCAAGGGGUUCAAAAAAGAGCUCAUGGAUAUCUCUAACCGACUGGAGAAUAACCAGACUCGAAUGGCUAACUUCAUGGCAGAACUCCUGGUCCUCAGCUAUGGAACUCAUGUCAUCACCAGUGUGGAUGCUGGGGCCAUCUUAGUACAGGAGGAUCAGAUCAAAGCUUCCUUCUUAGAUGACAGCCAGGCUACCCGCACCAGCAUCACUGCAUCAGCUGGUGCAGCAUUCCAUAAUAUUAUCAGUUUCAAAAUAGAAGAUAGCCAUACCUCCCAGGAUGUUUUCCACAAGAACUACCUAUCCAACCGAACCAACUCCAGGGUGGCGAGCAUUGGUGGAGUCCCUUUUUACCCAGGCAUCACCCUUGAGGGCUGGCAAAAGGGCACCACCAACCACUUGGUAGCAAUAGACCGUUCUGGCUUGCCCUUGUACUUCUUCAUCAACUCUGACACUUUGCCCGAUUUGCCAGCCCCCUUGGUGAAGAAGCUAUCCAAAACCGUGGAAGCUACAGUAAGGCGUUAUUAUACCUUUAACACCUACCCUGGUUGCAUCGACAGAGAUUCCCCCAACUUCAAUUUCCAAGCCAAUAUGGAUGAUGGGUCAUGUGAGGGGAAAAUGACCAACUUCACCUUUGGGGGAGUUUACCAGGAGUGUACCCAGAUCUCAGGGACGGAAGCCAUGCUUCUGUGCCCAGAACUAGAGCAGAAAAAUCCACUCACUGGAGGAUUCUCCUGCCCAGAAAAUUACUCCCCAGUCCUAUUACAUUCCCAUUUUAGAGAAGAAGGCUACAACCUCCUGGAAUGCCACCGAAAGUGCAAAAUGUGGGUUUUCUGCAAGAAAGAAUGUGAAGAUGUGUUCCGAGUGGCCAAGGCUGAAUUCAGAGGUUUCUGGUGUGUGGCAAGUGGCCAGGUCCCUGAUAAUUCAGGCUUUCUUUUUGGCGGUCUCUUUAGUGGCAAGACUGUCAACCCUGUGACCAAUGCCCAGUCAUGCCCAGCUGGCUAUUUGCCACUGAGACUCUUGGAUGGUCUCCAUGUUUGCACCAGUCAAGACUAUGAGCUGGGCUACAGGUACUCUGUGCCUUUUGGUGGUUUCUUCAGCUGUGAUAUGGGGAACCCUUUGGUGAACUCAGCCCAACAUAGGAAUCAAGGUGGACCUUACCUGAAAAAGUGCCCAGCAGGUUUCAGUCAACACCUGGCUCUGAUUAGCGAUGGCUGCCAAGUAUCCUACUGUGUCAAAGCAGGGCUCUUUAAUGGGGGCUCCCUGCCUCCUGCAAGGCUGCCUCCCUUCUCCCGGCCACCUCUCAUGAGUCAGGCAGCUACCAAUACGGUGAUGGUUAUCAACAGUGAGAGCGAGAAGUCCUGGAUCAAGGAUUCUCGCACCCAUCUCUGGAAGUUGGCAGAUCCUUCUGAGGUCCGAAGAACCAUAAAUCUCAUCCAUGGAUCUGACAGUGGUUUAUCUGGUGGGGCCACAGCUGGAGUCACAGCUGGUGUGACUGUUGUCUUGGCAGCCCUGAUCAUCUUGGCCAUCUAUGGUACUCGUAGGUACAAGAAACGGGAGUAUGAGGAAAUAGGAGAAGAGAGCAAAAGUUUGAUGGAGGCUACUGCUGAAUAUAGGGUAUCAGAAGAAGUGGGGGGCACAAGUGAGCUAAGUCAGGAGCAAUGUCCCUCAUUAGUUUAAAUAUCUUCCUGGGAAUCAUUUGACCUAAUCACUGUCUAGAACUCUAAAUUUCUUCUCUACCCUGACUGCUCCUUUCCCCUUCUAGUUUAUUCGCUGCUCUUUCUGUCUCAGAAAUGAAGAAUGCAAAUAGUCAAUAUGCCUGGGGGCCUUCUCUUCCCUAUUUGGGGAUCGAGGAAAAGGUGGUAAUCUUCAUGGGCCUCAGUUUCCUCCUUGUUGAGAUGGAAAGGGGAGGGUUGGACUACAAUACCAUGUAGGUUCUAAUUUUCUAAGGUCCCUUCGAAUGCUAUGAGUAACAUUUUAUGUUCUAAGUCUUUUAGCUCAAAUAAAGAACACAGAUGGGGAAAGAAUCUUA